Messenger RNA from Diutina rugosa, 1191 nucleotides. RefSeq names its product bifunctional diacylglycerol cholinephosphotransferase/ethanolaminephosphotransferase. The record is from RefSeq and is a predicted model, not a curated record. Gene Ontology annotation, cellular component: membrane. Bases 1 to 1191 code for a protein of 396 amino acids. Gene Ontology annotation, molecular function: phosphotransferase activity, for other substituted phosphate groups. The transcript has a single exon. NCBI's taxonomy places the organism in Eukaryota, Fungi, Ascomycota, Pichiomycetes, Serinales, Debaryomycetaceae. Gene Ontology annotation, biological process: phospholipid biosynthetic process.
AUGGGCAUCUUCAUCCCUACCAACAAAUUGGAAAACCUCCGCUUGUACAAGUACUCGCUGGAGGACCACUCGAUCAUCCUGCGGUAUGUCCUCAAGAAGUGGUGGAACUACUUUGUCCACAUCUUCCCCUUGCUGAUGGCCCCCAACGCCAUCACGUUGUUGGGGCUCAUGUGGGUGGUGGCGAGUUUGUUCGUCGUGUUCUACUACGACCCCUAUCUUAACCAGGACCUGCCGUCGUGGUGCUACUUCUUCUACGCGUUGUGCCUCUUCAUGUACCAGACGUUUGAUGGGUGCGAUGGUUGCCAUGCCAGACGUACCGGCCAGCUGGGCCCCUUGGGGGAAUUGUUUGACCACUGUGUCGACGCCAUCAACACCACUUUAGGGGCAAUUGUUUUCGCCUCGGUGACGCAGAUGGGGUGGGGCAAGUUGAUGAUGUUGUCGCAAUUUGCUGCUACUUGCAACUUCUACGCCUCUACUUGGGAAGAAUAUCACACCCACACCCUUUUCCUUUCGGAGUUCUCUGGUCCUGUGGAGGGGAUCUUGAUGAUCUGUGGCGUGUACGUGCUCACUGGAUUUAUCGGACCCGGCAUCUGGAAGGCCCACUUGUUCAACUUGGACUUGAGCAGCAUCGGGUUGUCGAGCGAGUACCUGGUGUCGAUGACGGCGGUGUACGUGGUGUUGGGGCUCGGCUCGUUGUACUUCAACAUCCACCAGGCGAUCCUGAACGUGAAGAAGUACUACAAGCAAUUGAACAAGGCCAACCCUGAAGAGGCUAAGCGCCGUACCGACCAGGCCGUCAAUGGCUGGUGGCCGUUCGUGUUGUACUGGUUGCUGGUGGUGGGCUUAGUGGCCGCGUACCCUGAAUUCAUCUACCGCUACGGGUUCCCCCUCGUGAUCUCGGUGGGGUUGACAAUUGCCUUCACCGUUGGCCGUAUCAUCUUGGCCCACUUGACGUUGCAGCCGUUCCCUUACCGCCAGUUCCCCAUGAUUGUGGCCCCCAUCCAAUUGGCGUUGGUGUGGUUCUUGACCAAUGUCUACCACUUUGACUACCUCACCGUGGUACUGGCGGUGCUGUGGAUUGGCUUGGGGACGACUCUCGGGAUCCACGGGUCGUUUAUCGCCGAGAUCAUCUACGAGAUCACCACGUAUCUCGACAUCUACACGUUGUCGAUUAAGCACAAGCGGGCCUAG